Molecule: messenger RNA, 1231 nt
Organism: Drosophila erecta
Lineage: Eukaryota; Metazoa; Arthropoda; Insecta; Diptera; Drosophilidae
Gene: Rab18
Product: ras-related protein Rab-18
Exons: 3
Coding region: 169-762 (197 amino acids)
Molecular function (GO): GTP binding; GTPase activity
Source: RefSeq, a predicted model, not a curated record
UGCACUCACAGAGGUCCAUCUCUAGCGUGAGAAUGUAAACAAAGCAGUCAGGUGGCAACGCUGCAAUCACUAAAUAAUCUGCAUAAAUAGUAAUACAAUUGGCAAUAUUUUUAUCGGUUUAAGUAAAUAAUAGGAGUGAUAAGCAAUUAGCGAAGCUCAAACCAUAGCAUGGCUGAUCGAGCUAUCAAGCUGCUGGUGAUCGGAGAGAGCGGCGUGGGCAAGUCCAGUUUGAUACGUCGCUUCGUGGAGAACAAGUUUGAUAUGAACCAUGACGUCACGAUUGGCAUGGACUUCAAGAGCAAGGUGAUGAACGUAGAUGGCAUAGACUACAAGGUGGCCCUCUGGGACACAGCGGGCGCCGAGAGAUUCCGCAGUCUGACACCCAGUUUCUACAGGAAAGCUCUGGGCGCCAUUCUGGUGUACGACAUCACCAACAGGGACAGCCUGGUCAAGCUGGAGACCUGGCUGGCCGAGCUGGACAGCUACAGCGACAACCCCAACAUUGCCAUCAUUGUGGUGGGCAACAAGAUCGACCAGGAGCGCGUGGUCGAUCGCGAAGAGGGUCGCAAGUUUGCCAGAAAGCACAGGGCCCUCUUCAUCGAAACCUCGGCCAAAUGCGAUCAGUUCGUCAGCGAUGUGUUCAAAGAUGUGGUGGAGAAGAUCGUCUCCUCCGAAUACUUCAACAAUGGCAAUAGCUCCGCGGGUCUGGACAUCGCCAGCGAUCGGGAUCUGGAGGCAAGCGCGUCCACGUGUUACUGUUGAUUUCGUAUGCUGUACGUGCUUUUUGUCAAAUUUAUUUCGUGUAUUUAUUUAAUCGUUUCAAUAUCACUAGCAUAAACUCAAUCUUAAUGUUCAAUCGUGUACUCCUAUCUGAGCAGGGAUAAUGAUUCACUUUGUUUGCCAGGGACAGCUCAAUCUGAGCAAUAUCUUUCUAUUAUUCCUGUAUUAACUAAAGCUAAUUGGUAAAUACUUAUUCUACGCGGGCACACACCAAUAUUUAUUAUAACACAUGCUAUAAUAGCCCACUUUGCACACAUCUGAUACAAUUGCAGCAAGCAUUUUAUCUGGCUUUUGAUUCCUGCACAACUCUCAUUUGAUGGCAUUUCGUCUUUCGGACCAGUCAAAAGUCUAGUUCUGCAUUUACUUUUCAUUGUUUUAUUGAAAUGAGGAAAGUUUUCCAUUUGCGUUCAAGAACGCAACAAAUAAAGAGGAGAAUUGGAUCAGAGACCAA